Messenger RNA from Zeugodacus cucurbitae (melon fly), 5111 nucleotides. It is a transcript of the gene Gart, whose product is annotated as trifunctional purine biosynthetic protein adenosine-3. Gene Ontology annotation, cellular component: cytosol. Gene Ontology annotation, molecular function: phosphoribosylamine-glycine ligase activity; metal ion binding; phosphoribosylformylglycinamidine cyclo-ligase activity. NCBI's taxonomy places the organism in Eukaryota, Metazoa, Arthropoda, Insecta, Diptera, Tephritidae. The coding region runs from base 735 to 4841 and encodes 1368 amino acids. The transcript has 9 exons. The record is from RefSeq and is a predicted model, not a curated record. Gene Ontology annotation, biological process: adenine biosynthetic process; 'de novo' IMP biosynthetic process.
ACGAAACGUAGAAGUUUCAGUGUUCAUUUGCCAACCGUUGGCAUCGGUUCUGGUUCUCGGUGGCGCUCUAAUUUGUAUCACAUACACGCAUGUAUAUAACUCUACUAUUGUGCAUAUACUAAAUACUUGUGGGCUAUAGCUACGCUAGAUUAUAACGCUACAAAUAUAUACUACAAAAUACUGCAGGUAUCAGGUUUGACGUUGUUUAACUUGCAUCGUAUUUCUUGUGAAAAAAGAAACACUUUGGAGCCUAUAUAAUAAAAAAAGCAACAAAAGGCAACAAAAAACGUGAUACACAGACACUGUAUACAGUAUUGUAGAAACACGUGGGUUCUCGGCGAGCGACUACAAACGAUCACUACUAACCAACGACGAUCACAUUUUGUCAAGCACACACGCAAUCACCAUACCGAUACAGAUGAGUACACGAGUUGUUGCGCUAGUAUUUAUGAACAUACAAAUAUUGUGCGGCAUGCUUAGUGCGAACAAGUAGUAUUCGUGAGUACUUUUACCCAGCGCGUAGUGACAUUAUUGAUUUAUUUAAAAAGUAAAGCAAAAAGGCGCAAAUUUCACUCGCAUUGACAUUGUGUCGGUCUCGCGUUUGGCGCUCUGUGAAAAUCAAUUUCAAUUAAAGUACGCGCAACGGAAGUGUCGCUAAUUUUCUCAAACACGCUUGCGUUAGUUGUACGUAAGAAUUUAAGAAUAAAAGUUGUUCUGGACCAACGCGCAGCGAGAUGAGUUCGAAAGCAACGCUCGUCGGCGGCAAGCAGCUCUUGGUGGUGGGCAGCGGUGGACGCGAGCACGCGAUUUGCUGGAAGCUGGCGCAGAGUGAGCAAGUGGUCAAAAUCUACGCAUUGCCCGGUAGUCAUGGCAUAGCUCAAGUGCCCAAGUGCGCCAACCUGAGUGAUGUAAACGCAAAAGAUUUCCAGGGUAUCGCCAGCUGGUGCAAGAAACAAUCUAUAGAUUUGGUUAUUGUUGGCCCCGAAGAUCCAUUAGCCAAUGGGCUCGGUGAUGCGCUCAACAAGGCUGGCGUACGUUGUUUCGGUCCCAAUAAGAAGGGCGCUCAAAUUGAGUCGGACAAAAAGUGGGCUAAGGACUUUAUGCUGCGGCAUAGUAUUCCGACUGCACGUUACGAGUCGUUUACCGAUGUUAACAAGGCAAAGGAGUUCAUAAAUAGCGCCCCCUACAAGGCACUCGUCGUUAAAGCUGCCGGUCUGGCCGCCGGCAAAGGUGUCGUAGUAGCGGCAGACACCGUUGAAGCCUGUCAGGCGGUCGAUGAGAUAUUGGGUCAACGCAAGUAUGGUAAUGCAGGCGAAACGGUAGUCAUCGAAGAAUUACUCGUUGGCGAGGAAGUAUCCGUACUCGCAUUUGUCGAUACGCAACAUGCGCAGGCGAUGUUGCCCGCACAGGAUCACAAACGUUUGCGCGAAGGUGAUGAGGGCCCAAAUACUGGCGGCAUGGGCGCCUAUUGCCCCUGUCCAUUAAUACCACCCUCCGAUUUGGAACGUAUUAAUAGAGCUAUACUGCAGAAAGCCGUAGACGCUUUACGUCAGGAGGGUAUACACUAUUGUGGUGUACUUUAUGCGGGUCUAAUGUUGACCGCUGAUGGUCCUAAGGUGUUGGAGUUCAAUUGCCGCUUUGGUGAUCCGGAAACGCAAGUCAUAUUGCCAUUACUUGAGACUGAUUUGUAUGCUGUAAUGAGCGCUUGCUGCGAGAAUCGGCUGAAGGAAGUACAGCUACAGUGGCGUGAGGAUGUAAGUGCCGUUGGUGUGGUCAUGGCCAGUGCUGGCUAUCCGGAGACCUCGACAAAGGGUUGCGUUAUCGAAGGUUUACCACCAAAUACUGCCAAUGAACUGAUCUUCCAUAGCGGCGUAGCAGUCAAUAAGGCGGGACAGUAUCUUACCAAUGGUGGACGUGUACUGAUAGCGGUAGCGCUGCGUCAGGAUUUACGUGAAGCAGCGGCUGAUGCCACCAAAAUAUGUCAAGGCAUCACAUUCUCGGGUGCAGGCGCACAAUUUCGUACCGAUAUUGCGGAGAAAGCAUUCAAAAUGCUAAAGACGUACGUUCCAACACCCAAAGCGCUCUCCUACAAGGAUAGUGGUGUUGACAUAGAUGCGGGCGAUGAUCUGGUACAACGCAUAAAACCGUUGUCGCGUGGCACGCAAAGAGCCGGUGUUGUGGGAGGUUUGGGUGGCUUCGGUGGCCUAUUUCGCUUGAAUGAGCUGAAUUAUAAAAAUCCUGUGAUCUGUGAGGCCAUAAAUGGUGUGGGCACCAAGAUAAAACUGGCGCUCGAACAUGAAAUGUACGAAAGCAUCGGCUAUGAUCUGCUCGCUAUGUGCGCCAAUGAUGUGCUAGAGUCUGGCGCUGAACCAGUUGCAUUCUUGGACUACAUAGCUUGUGGUAAGCUACAAGUGCCGGUGGCUGCACAAAUAGUCAAGGGUAUUUCCGACGGCUGUCGUGUGGCCGGUUGUGCGCUCUUGGGUGGUGAAACUGCUGAAAUGCCCUCGGUCUAUGAGGUGGGUAAAUACGAUAUCGCCGGCUAUAGCGUGGGCAUACUUGAGGCUAGCAAGGAAUUGCCGAAAUUCCAGCAAUACGAAGAGGGAGAUUUACUGAUAUCGUUGCCAGCGAAUGGACUGCAUUGUGCAGGCUUCCACGCGCUGUUAAAACAGCUUGAGGUGGCCGAUAUCGAUUUGACCGUCAAGUGCGAGUUCGGCGAUGAGACAAAAACGCUAGGUCAACAGCUCUGUGAACCCUCCCGAAUCUACGUGAAAGAAGUACUCGCUCUUCUACGCGAAUGCGAUGUCAAAGCUAUUUCACAUAUAACCACCGGUUUGCUGCCAGACGUACAGCGCAUUAUACCGCCAGAUCAUGAGAUAUCGCUGGACUUUGGUGAUCUCAAAAUCCCAGCAAUUUAUGGCUGGUUAGUGGGCAAGCUACGCUUGAGUCCACAAACACUUUUGGACAAUCUGAACUGUGGUAUUGGACUGGUUUUGGUUGUGCCAAAGAAUUGCAACGUUUGGAAGCGUCUGCUUGGCGCCGGCGCUAAAGUGUUCGGUGUGUUGAAACGUAAAAGACAGUCGUGCCAUCAAAAACAUCAAAUUGAGGUGCGUAACUUCGUAGAAGGUGUGGAGAAAAUCGCCGAACGUUUUGGCGGUCUAACCGAAAGGAGUACGCGCACACUGGAUGAGCCGCAUGAACGUGACUUAGCUUUGGAGCUGUGUGAUGGCGCUUUGACACAACAGCGCAAUGAAACUGUCACCACAAAAUUGGGCAGACGUUUAACGGGCGUACCACAGACAUACAAGGACCCCGUCUUGGUGCUGGGCACUGAUGGUGUGGGCACCAAAAUUAAGAUUGCACAACAAACCGAACGCAAUGGCACGGUUGGCAUUGACUUGGUGGCGAUGUGCGUCAAUGACAUAUUGUGCAAUGGUGCUGAACCACUGACUUUUUCGAGUUAUUAUGCGUGCGGUGAUUUGGUGGAAGAGACGGCGACUACCAUAACUGGCGGUGUGAUUGAGGGUGCGGCACAAGCAGGCAGCAGUUUAGUAGAGACACACAUUACUGAGGUGCCGCUGCUUUAUCCAUCGGAUGUGUACGAUCUUGCCGGUUUCUCACUUGGCAUUGCAGAAUACAGUCGCCUAUUGCCACGCACUGAGGAAAUUCGUGCUGGCGAUAUACUCAUUGGACUACCGUCCUCUGGUGUGCACAGUAAUGGCUUCAGUCUUGUGCAUGCCAUCAUGAAACAAGCUGGCGUUACAUUUGCAGACAAAGCCCCUUUCAGUAAUCACACAUUCGGGGAGGAAUUCCUUACACCAACACGCAUUUAUGUCAAGGCACUGCUGCCACUCAUACAACAGGGUCAUAUCAAGGCCUUGGCACAUAUUACUGGUGGUGGACUGACUGAGAAUAUACCACGCGUACUGCCUAAAAACUUAGCUGUGCAACUGGAUGCCACACAGUGGAAUCUACCACCCGUCUUUGGUUGGCUUGCUGCGCAGGGUAAUGUAGCGCCUCAGGAAAUGCAACGCACCUACAACUGUGGACUGGGCGUGAUCUUAGUGGUUGCACCGAAAUAUGAGCAGUCCGUGUUGGCUGAAUUACAGUAUCGUGAGCGCGCGACACGCGUAGGCGUGGUGCAGAAACGCGCCAAAGCUGAUGCGCCACAGGUUGUAGUGGAGAAAUUCCAAAGUUGCUUGCAGCGCGCGCAGAAAUUGCAAAAUAAGCCACGCAAACGUGUUGCGGUGCUGAUCUCUGGCACUGGCAGUAAUCUGCAAGCGCUCAUCGACGCCUCUCGCGAUAGCGCACAAGGUGUGCAUGCCGACAUCGUCUUGGUAAUAUCGAAUAAAGCGGAUGUGUUAGGUCUGGAGCGCGCGAAAAAUGCUGGUAUACCCGCGGAGGUGGUCUCACAUAAGGAGUUUGCAAAACGCGAGGACUUUGAUGCGGAAGUGAGUAAGAAAUUGGUGGAGCACAAUGUGGAUCUGGUGUGUUUGGCUGGAUUUAUGCGUGUGUUGAGUGAGCAGUUUGUGCGCCAGUGGAAAGGACGCUUGGUGAAUAUACAUCCGUCAUUGUUGCCCAAACAUCCUGGUUUGAAAGUACAACAGAAGGCGCUUGAUGCGGGCGAUAAAGAGUCCGGCUGUACGGUGCACUUUGUAGAUGAGGGUGUUGAUACCGGUGGCAUUAUUGUACAAGCUAGCGUGCCGAUACUGCCGAAUGAUACCGCAGAAACUUUGUCAAAUCGCAUACAUGUAGCGGAGCAUUUUGCUUUCCCCAAAGCGUUGCGUCUAUUGGCCACCGAAUCCGUCAAACUGGGUGCGGAUGGUAAAGUGCUUUUUACCUGAUUUUUUCUUUUGUAAUUUUCAGUAAUAAUUUUUCGGGGGGAAACAGCAUGCAGUCUUUAUGGCCAUAAUCUACUUCAAAAUACAAAAUAUCAACUGUAACACACUGCUCUUAACACAUUGAAAUCCGUAAUAUCUUUCUAUACAUACAUAUGUAUAACAACAAAAUGAAAAAACAAUAAUAGCAUUUAUAAAACAAAUAGAAUGUAGUAUGUAUAAUAAAGUUUAAAAAACUUGUAAAAAAUAGGUUAAAUAAAAUUUAUUUAAGAAAAA